AUGAUCCGGAUAAGUUUCUAUGAAAUGAUUCAUCCGCCGGUCGUAAUCACCGUGACGUAAAUUCGUUGGUUCAAAUCUGUGUACGUGUAAAAAUUAAAAUUGAAAAUAAAAGUAUUUUUGAACUUGCGAAUGAUCAUUUAAAGAAGAUCAUAAACGAUCACGACUUCCAUUAUUUUUCUUAAUGAUACAAUUUUGUUUCAAGAAUCUUUUAAAAUUGCAGUGAGCUUCUUCUAUGUCUUAGAUCCUCAUUUCAUCGAAACAAUUUCAGCAAAAUAAUUUAACCAAUUUUUAAAUUGUGCUCCAGAUCUUUCUCUCUCUUUUUUUCUUUUUCAAAUAAAUUUUGCUUUCAGAUUUCUGUAUUAAGAAAUUUACAUUCAAUUAUUCCACGUACUUGGAGGAAAAUUCCACUUAAAUUGAAAUGUAAUUUAUCUCUUUGCUCUAACAAACAAAGAUUUCGAAAACAUGCUUGGAACAGGUUUCUAUCGCUACAAAUGAUAAUUCGAUGAUGUAAGUAAUACGUAAUAUCAGUGUCCGUAUUAUGUAAUUCGUUUGCGUAUUUGAACAGGAUGACUCUAUCUUAUAGAAAGUAAAACAAGUCACAAACUUCAGUUUUAUGGGACGAUAAAAGUCGACACUGAAAUUGUAACACUCAGUAAAGAGUAAAGUAACAAAGUUUUCGCAGAAAAUUGUUCCAAAUGUAUCUCGUGAUUUCUACAUACACGGGAUGGGCCAAAAGUUUCUUCCCACACACAAAACAUCAAAACAUAAGAAAAAACUUUAAUUUUAUUAAUUUUAAAUUGAAUUUAAGUUCAAACAUUAUGUACUUUGUAAUCUGUAAAAAAAAAAGAUUUUUUUUAAAUAUAUAAUAAAGAGAUUACGAAUUUAUUUUAGUAGGAAGUGAUUUUUGGUCCACUUUUCAAAUCAGUAUAAAAGUACUAAGGAUUAAUGCAAUUUCACUAGUAGGUUCGUACGACGUUUGAUGUUUGUCGAAAUGGUAGCGAGCCGACACCAAAAACUUGAAUUCCAAUUAAUCCAAUUGUCCGUGAAUAAAUAACUUGGGAAAUAAUGACGUAGUGGUACGCCACCACGUGGCAAUAAAAGGAAAGAUAACCCACGCGGGGAGAGACACUGUCUAGCGCGUCUUUCGGGACUCGAUCUCUGUCUUCUAUUUCUUUGAUUUACUUCCUGACAAUCUUCAAGGCGUCGGAGAUGUAAAGAUUCUUCCCCGAGAUGUAAAGAUUCUUCCUUAUCUCUGCAAAAAUGUACAAAUCGAGGUGAAAUCUGUAUUUUGAGCACGAGUCUCUCUCUCUCUCUCUCUCUCUCCUUCCAAAGUUUAGCUUGAGAGUUGACAGUCAGUAACGAUCGUUACUUUUUGACCAAUUUAAUACAUCUGCGUACCUCUAUCGAUUCCAAAUGCAAUGGCCCGAACUUCGGCGCGGACGCGAACCUCUUUACACAGUGUACGUGGCUCUCCCGCGUGUUGCUAUACAUUUCUUCAUUAUAUAAUCAGUCGGUUGCAGUUAAAGGAUGACUCACUUAAAACGACGAACAGUUCGUUCUUUUAUGAUGUUUGAAAGUUGCUACACAAAUAGAGAGCUAUGUAUGCAUGUAUGUAUAUACUUCGCAGAUUCCCACCCGUGAAUCACUGGUACGUAGUAAUGCUUUGUUGUUUUCACUGUUAUUGUCGUGUAAUUUCGUAUCGAUCGGCGAAACACAAGCACGUGGUACGUUUGUCAAUUGUUGGCUAGAAUUCAGAGACAAACGGUCAUAUUGGCGAAGAAAAAUAUUUCAGCAAAAUUACCUGCCACGAAAGCACAAAUAAAUUAUCAAUUGAGUUUUCAAUGUUGCAACAUGAUUACACGCGAGCAUCUUGUGGAUAUAAUUUCACAAUCCCAUUUCAGAGAUCAUUCUCCACGCCUCUUUUAUCUUUACUGUUUUUUUACUCUGACUGAUUAAACGUUCGACGAAAAAGCAUAUACAUAUAUACAUAUAUAUAUAUAUACAUAUAUAUAAAAAGCAUGUACAUAUAUACAUACAUACAAUGUUUCAUACAUUUAAAAAUAAAAUGAUAAGAACGCGUUUUCAGUUAUAUAUUUAUUAAAAUCGAACGCUAUUCAAUCAUUUCCUUUUUGUUCAACUAUCUAUUUGUAUUCAUGAAUUAUUAAAAUAUUUACCAUCAAAAACGAAUGAAAAUUUCAAGUAGAGAGAAUCAUGCUUCAAGUGUUUGUUAAAAGUAUUCAGUACUUCACAGUUUUUUCUUAUCUCAACGUUGGAAAUAAAUGCAUUAAUAUCUGCAAGAUGCUUUCUAAGUUAGAUUAAAAAUUCAUAUGUGAUAAGUGUUUGGUCUUUGUCUCGUGAAAAAUCAUUGAAUUUAUAUUUUUAUUUCGCCAACACCCUGAUGCUGCCUGAUAAACUGUUUAAACGCAGAUCUGAAAGAGAAAUUAAAACUAACUCUUUAACACCAUUUUGAUGGUAAAUUUCAGAGCUACAUUAUCGACAAAUAAAUUUUCACUGACGCUAAUUUCCGAUUGCUUUACGUGUUAAAUACUCCGUCAAUCGAUUAAAUAUUUCAUUAAUCUAUUGCUUUAUACGUUAAAUACUUUGUUAAUCAAAUACCUCAAUUUUUAAUCAUCUGUAUAUUACCUGACUCAUUGACACGGAAAAACGCAUGUACACACGUUUAUUUACAUAACGGAUACUGUUUAUAAAGUUAACCUUCUGUAUUAACUGUAUUAAUAUUUAUCAAAAUUUCAUUAAGAUCUCAUGUUCAUCCGUCUAUGCAUACAUACGUGCCAAUUUACUGCUGUUAAUUUAUUUCGAUAUCGAAAAAAAAUUGAAAAUAAAUUUUUCGAUAAAUUUUCUUCACUAACCAAAAUUAUUAAACUUCCUCGUUUUUGUUCAUAAAUCCUACUCAUUUACGCACGUACUUUUAUCUAAUCUCAACUAAAUUCACGUUGAUCUUUUCAUUUGUUCAUACACUCGGCAUUUCCCAAUUUUACGUAUUGCCUCAUUCCCAGCUUUUGUCGAUAACAAUAUGUACGUUUUUUCGAGAGAUAUACGUUUAUUUCGUUCCGAGUUACUUGCACGCUUGAUAUUCCGUGAAUUUGAAUACUUCGCCAUUCAUUCUUUCAGUCUGCUGUUUCUUUUCUCUGCCUUUUCGUAACCGUUGAUUCCCUCACAUCUGUCAUCCAUCCCGUUGAUUUCUUCGAGACGAGAAAUAUGCGAAGUCAAGUCGACGUUUGUUCGAUAUUACAGGAUAUCGCGCGACAGAUGAAACAAAAAUCGACCACGCUCGAUGUCACAUAGACGAUGUUCCUGUAAUAAAAUGUGGCUCUAUCGACACGACGGAGUGGACUCACCUGAGACUGACUGAGGGGAGACCACGUUGCCCUUUUAAUCCAUCACCGAAACGAAGGAACACGACACUUCAGAAAAUGAAGACCGGCGCCGGGCGCUCAACGCAUACUGCGCUGAUUUGCGUGGGAGAGGAAAGGAUAAGAACAAUCGCAAGGAGAAGAGAAACCAGAAGACUCUACCGAAAGUAAGACUUUCUUCGGUCUAAAUCGUCGUCCACACCAGUUAACGGCACACGCGGGCUCGUCGUGGGUUUUACAUUGCACACGCACGGCUGGAGUUCGCCAAUCGGUCGUGUUCAAACGUGUCUAUCGCGCUGGCGAACCGCCUCUCACUUCCGUCUUUUUUCUCUUUCUCUCUUUUUCUCUCUAUUUUUCUCUCUUUUUUUUAAGAAAGAACCUCUCAAGAUGCGUUAUUACGACACAAUACGACACAAUGUGUCACGAGAACUGCAGUGCUCGAGACUGCUGAGGACUGA
This is a messenger RNA of Heterotrigona itama, 3832 nucleotides long. The record is from the annotation of a GenBank genome assembly. Lineage: Eukaryota; Metazoa; Arthropoda; Insecta; Hymenoptera; Apidae.